This is a messenger RNA of Apis laboriosa (Himalayan honeybee), 1561 nucleotides long. RefSeq names its product vacuolar protein sorting-associated protein 4 (gene Vps4). Gene Ontology annotation, biological process: endosomal transport; vacuole organization. The transcript has 6 exons. The coding region runs from base 222 to 1547 and encodes 441 amino acids. The record is from RefSeq and is a predicted model, not a curated record. Lineage: Eukaryota; Metazoa; Arthropoda; Insecta; Hymenoptera; Apidae. Gene Ontology annotation, molecular function: ATP hydrolysis activity; ATP binding.
UUUCUUUAAAAACGUGUUAGUGAGAUAUGUGAUAUGUCAAGCGGUGACGUUGAAGAACCGUCAAAGGAAAUAGAACAUUUUGUCGAUGCGGUAGAUCGCCGUCUCGAUCAUUAUUUCUUUUUACUUUCUUGAGACUCUGCGUCUCAUCGUGACGGUGAACUACCGUAUAUUUUGACAAUUUUAAAAUAUAGUAAAGGUUAGGUACAAAUUAAAGCAAUACAAUGGCUUCAGGUACAAUAUUGCAGAAAGCUAUUGAUCUGGUUACUAGAGCUACUGAAGAAGAUCGUAACAAAAAUUAUGAGGAAGCACUUAGAUUAUAUGAACAUGCUGUUGAAUAUUUCCUACAUUCUAUUAAAUAUGAAGCACAAGGUGACAGAGCUAAAGAAAGUAUAAGAGCAAAAUGUACACAAUAUUUGGAAAGAGCUGAAAAAUUAAAAGCAUAUUUGAAAAAAAGUAAGAAAAAACCUGUAAAAGCAAGUGAAGAUAAUUCUAAAACUGAGGACAAAAAAAGCGAUAGUGGAGAUAGUGAUACAGAUAGUGAUCCUGAAAAAAAGAAACUUCAAAGUAAAUUAGAAGGUGCAAUAAUUAUUGAAAAACCAGAUGUUAAGUGGAAUGAUGUUGCUGGUCUUGAUGGAGCUAAGGAGGCUUUAAAAGAAGCUGUUAUUUUACCAAUACGUUUUCCACAUCUUUUUACUGGAAAGCGAAUACCAUGGAAGGGUAUCUUAUUAUUUGGGCCACCAGGUACCGGUAAAUCUUAUUUAGCAAAAGCAGUUGCGACAGAAGCCAAUAAUUCAACAUUUUUUUCUGUGUCAUCCUCAGACCUGGUAAGCAAAUGGCUUGGAGAGUCUGAAAAACUUGUCAAAAAUUUAUUUGAAUUAGCUCGUCAACAUAAGCCUAGUAUCAUAUUUAUUGAUGAAGUUGAUUCACUCUGCUCAUCACGUUCUGACAAUGAAUCAGAAUCUGCAAGAAGAAUAAAAACUGAAUUUUUAGUACAGAUGCAAGGUGUUGGAUCGGAUAAUGAUGGUAUACUAGUAUUAGGAGCUACUAAUAUACCAUGGGUAUUAGAUUCUGCUAUUAGAAGAAGAUUUGAGAAGAGAAUUUACAUUCCUUUACCAGAUGAACAAGCUCGUGCUAUAAUGUUCAAAAUUCAUUUAGGAAAUACUUCUCACUGUUUAACAGAAGAAGAUUUUAAAAAAUUAGCUGCCGCUACUGAUGGUUAUUCUGGAGCUGAUAUAAGUAUUAUUGUGCGAGAUGCUCUUAUGCAGCCAGUUAGACAAGUUCAGACUGCAACACAUUUUAAACGUGUAAGAGGACCAUCACCAAAAGAUCCUUCUAUUAUUGUGGAUGAUUUAUUGACACCAUGUUCACCGGGAGAUCCAGCUGCUAUUGAAAUGAAUUGGAUGGAAGUAGAAGGUGAUAAAUUAUACGAACCACCUGUAACUAUGAAAGAUAUGUUGAAAUCAUUAGCGACUACCCGUCCCACAGUAAAUGAAGAAGAUAUGACUAAGUUAGAAAAAUUUAAAGAAGAUUUUGGUCAAGAGGGUUGAUAUUCAAAUUUUUU